AGAGGGAAACAUGGAGAGAAGGAUCCACCUGGAGUUGAGGAACCGGACCCCGGCGGCUGUUCAAGAACUUGUCCUGGACAACCGCAAAUCAAAUGAUGCAAAGAUUGAGGGUUUAACGGCUGAAUUUGUGAACUUAGAGUUCCUCAGCUUAAUAAAUGUAGGCUUGAUUUCAGUUUCAAAUUUCCCAAAACUACCGAAAUUGAAAAAGCUUGAGCUCAGUGACAAUAGAAUCUUCGGUGGUCUGGACAUGUUAGCGGAGAAACUUCCCAACCUCACACAUCUCAACUUAAGUGGGCAUAAGCUGAAAGACAUCAGCCCCUUGGAACCUUUGAAAAGAUGGGACUGUCUGAAGAGUCUGGAUCUGUUGAGCUGUGAGGCCACCAAGUCGAAUGGUUCCCGAGAGAGCGUCUUUAAGCUCUUGCCCCGGCUGACUUCCCUGGAUGGCUACGACCUCGGGGACCAGGAGGCCCCUGACUCCGAUGCUGAGGUGGAUGCUGUAGAGGAGGGGUAUUUUGAUGAAGACGAAGAUGAAGAUGUGGAAGGGGAAGACGGUGAAGAUGAAGUCAGUGGGGAGGAAGAAGUUCAUGAAGAUGAAGAAGAUGAGGAGGAAGAGGAAGAGGAG
Echinops telfairi (small Madagascar hedgehog) is the source of this 622-nucleotide messenger RNA. RefSeq names its product acidic leucine-rich nuclear phosphoprotein 32 family member B-like. Gene Ontology annotation, biological process: regulation of apoptotic process. Gene Ontology annotation, cellular component: nucleus. The record is from RefSeq and is a predicted model, not a curated record. Gene Ontology annotation, molecular function: histone binding. Lineage: Eukaryota; Metazoa; Chordata; Mammalia; Afrosoricida; Tenrecidae. The annotation marks the transcript as partial. The transcript has 2 exons.